CUAAGGGUUAAAAUGUGAUUGUGCAGACAUGUUAAUCGCAUUUUUAUUACUGUAUUCACAGAUCUUACAGUAAAUCUCAAUUAGAGAACUGGAAAAAUGUACACUACUAGUCUACUAGUCCGACAACCGUGCCAAGCAGCGUCUCCACCGCUAAAAACCCAUCCUCUCCACCUUCGAUGUCCAAAACCAACGUUACAUUGUUCAACUCCUUCAGGCACAAAAACCUCAGUCGCCAAUUGCUUAUGUCUUGGACUCACAGCAUCCAGCGCUACUCUGCCUCCAUCAAGCAGGGCCUCCAGAUGGUCCCUUGGGGGCAUGACUGCUCUAGUCACCGGCGGCACCAGGGGCAUCGGGCAUGCUAUUGUGGAGGAAUUGGCUGGGCUUGGAGCCACCGUGCAUACGUGUGCCCGCAACGACGCUGAGCUCUGCAGCUGUUUGAAGAAAUGGAAAGAUGGUGAGGAGUCUUUUCAGGUCACUGGGUCAGUUUGCGAUGUGUCAUCUAGAGCCGAUCGUCAGAGGUUAGGGGAUACUGUUUCGUCCUUGUUCAAUGGGAAGCUCAACAUUCUUGUAAAUAAUGUCGGCAGCAAUAUCCGAAAACCUAUUGUUGAUAUCACGGCAGAAGAAUUCUCCGCUCUGGUCACAACGAAUUUUGAAUCUGUUUUCCACUUGUGCCAACUGGCAUAUCCCCUUCUGAAAGCAUCAGGAUCAGGAAGUGUUGUGUUUACAUCUUCUGUCUCUGGUUUUGUGUCCUUGAAGUCCAUGUCUGUUCAAGGAGCCACCAAAGGAGCAAUUAAUCAACUGACAAGAAGUUUAGCAUGUGAGUGGGCAAAUGACAACAUCAGGAGCAAUGCAGUCGCACCGUGGUACAUCAAGACCUCAAUGGUGGAGCAAGUGUUGAGUAACAGAGAAUUUCUAGAAGACGUAUAUGAUCGAACUCCACUCCACCGUCUUGGAGAUCCGGCUGAGGUCUCAUCUCUUGUUGCAUUCCUCUGUCUACCAGCAUCAUCGUAUAUUACUGGCCAGAUAAUAUGCGUCGAUGGAGGGAUGUCCGUGAAUGGCUUCUGCCCUCGUACGUACUAGCAACUUGCCACUUUUCUUGUUUGUCGUUAUAGGGUAAUCAGUACAUAUUGCCAUCUCCCAUCUAUGUUGGAACUACCAUGGAUUCGCUCUGGAUCGUUCUUCCUUUUUAGUAGCUGUAUUUGUUGGAUGAGUUUAGACAAUAGUCAUGCACUCGAAAUAAGGACUCUUGGUUUAGACAUUAACAUGCUCUUUUUGCUUA
Messenger RNA from Coffea eugenioides, 1279 nucleotides. Its product is annotated as tropinone reductase homolog At5g06060-like. The record is from RefSeq and is a predicted model, not a curated record. The transcript has 5 exons. Gene Ontology annotation, molecular function: oxidoreductase activity. NCBI's taxonomy places the organism in Eukaryota, Viridiplantae, Streptophyta, Magnoliopsida, Gentianales, Rubiaceae. Bases 97 to 1080 code for a protein of 327 amino acids.